ACCAAUGUCUUGUUGUCGUUUCUGCCCCUUCUGUGGUCUAGGCGAGCGGCGCUGGUAACAGCUAGCAAUAAAAGGCUUCCCAUCCCUCCUUCAUUCCUGCCAUCUCCCUUUUUCGGCUUCAUCCAUCUCUCGUCCACUGACGAAUCGACUACUGCUCGCCCAUCUAAAUCAGAGCCUCCAUCGUCAAGGCUUUUGCGAGAAGACCUCUCAUCUGCAUCUCCCACAAAGGGCAUCGAUACGUUCUCCAGCCCAAGCAGGCCACCACACCUCAACUCAUCGCGACCUGAUCAACAGGAAGCGUCUGCAGACCACCACACCAAACCCAACGCAACCCACACACCACCAUGCCCGUCCGCAUCCCCAAAGCCAGGGCAAGCGAGGUCCUCUGCUUCGGCGCCGCCGGCGUGGGCACCCUGGCCCCGCUCUACAUGAUGCUGCCCGGCGCCAAGGAGCGCAUCGCGUCGCAGACGGUCCGCUGGGCCCCCCGCUGGGAGCGCAACAUCGGCUACUUCGUGCCAUCCAUGGAGCGCGGCAUCAACCGCGUCAAGCCCCCCGUCGAGCGCACCGUCCAGCGCAUCGAGCAGCGCCUGCCGCUCGAGCGGUUCGCAAAGAACGUCGAUUCGAGGAUCAAGAGGGGCAUCGACCGCUGGCAGCCCAAGCCUCCCCCGGCACAGUAGGGCUCGGGCAUCGCACCCUUCCUCACAGUCUCGGUUUUUAUCACCAGCAACUACACCCACAUACAAAUACACAUACACAUAGAACAGAGCAUGUCGUGGGGUUCGGAGACUGCCUUCUCCCCCCGGCCAACUGUUGCGUGGAUUGGCGCCCAGACCCUGAGAUGGUGGCGUCAGUGCCUCGACAUUUCCGCAGGCGCUUUUAGUUUCGGCGUUGUGUUUUCUAUUCUGACAACUUGACUGUACUCGUUGUCUGCCCCCCUGCAUCUCUGGCUAGUCCCGACCGCGAGAUAUGCCUGGGACCUCGGAAGAGACCGGAUCGUGUCUGUAAUUGAUACAUAGCCCCAGUAAAUACCACCAAAGUUAGACCACAUGGCCCCCAUAUAUCGUUUGCGCCGCGCCUCGUCCAGGACGAGGCCCCAUAUCAUGUCUUGAUUGCCUUUCAUGUCCUCACCGGCCACCCUCAUGCAACU
Gaeumannomyces tritici R3-111a-1 is the source of this 1147-nucleotide messenger RNA. RefSeq lists its product as hypothetical. Bases 345 to 677 code for a protein of 110 amino acids. The transcript has 2 exons. The record is from RefSeq and is a predicted model, not a curated record. NCBI's taxonomy places the organism in Eukaryota, Fungi, Ascomycota, Sordariomycetes, Magnaporthales, Magnaporthaceae.